This is a messenger RNA of Phoenix dactylifera (date palm), 1419 nucleotides long. RefSeq lists its product as uncharacterized. NCBI's taxonomy places the organism in Eukaryota, Viridiplantae, Streptophyta, Magnoliopsida, Arecales, Arecaceae. The record is from RefSeq and is a predicted model, not a curated record.
CUCUUUCUCUCUCUAUCUCUCUCUCUUUUUUUUUUUUUGGAAAUCCACACGGCUCUCCUCUCCACACGUCAUUCGGAUGUGAUCCCCCUCCGCCGGCACUCUCCAGAAAAACCUCAAAAGGAAGGAAGGAAGGAAGGAAGGGGGGUAUCACGAAAAACGUAGAAAACAAGGAGCUUUCGCUCUUACAAUUCUUGCGUUGGAGACCGAUCGGAUCGGUUUCGGAGGCGUUGGGAUCUGAAGUUUUUGCUCUCGAUCCAUCUCGGCCUCCAUCCGAUCUCGCGCGCCAUCGGAAAUCCCGCGCCCUCGAUCGGAUUGCGUCUCCAAUCCCUAGGUCCGAUCGUAAAAUUAAGCCCCGAGGCGUCGCGCGCACGGGCGAUCUCGAUCGGAGCUCGGAUCGCAUUGGAUUUCUCUGGAUUCGGGUUGGAGUUUUUUGGUGGUAUCCAAAAUCCUCAGGUCUUCUUCCGAUCUCAAUCUGUGAAGAACUCGGAAUUUGCCCCUUUUAUUAAAUUCCGAUUAAAAGCAAUGGUUGAUUGCCGGAGCUUGAUCGAGUUCUGCAGAACUUUCGAGCAGCACCGCAUCAUGGCCAACUCCCAGGCUUCGUCGGAGCACCGGAGCAGUCAGCCCCGAAACCGGAGGAGCAAGUCCUUGAACCCUCUGUCCCAUCCCUUCUGCGAGCACUCCCCCUUCGCCGCCAUCGAUAUCGUGAUGCUCUUUCUGGUGCUCGGCGCGCUCGCCGUUCUGACUGUUCCUUACUUCAAGUUCAUCUUUCAUGAAGCUGCUGAGCUCCUCCCUGUGGCCGUAGAACUGAUGGGUGAUGUUCUCUACCAAGCCCCUGUUGCUUAUGCUGCUGGUUUUGUUCUCAUGUUCAUCACCGGGAUUGCCGCGUGGGAGUACAUCAGUCAUCAGGCUAGGAAAUGUGGCAAACCUUACUGCAAAGGCCUGCGUAAAGCUGUUGCAUUCGAUAUCCAGCUUGAGUCGGAGGAGUGCGUGAAGUGCCUGCCACCGGUGCCUAAAGAUGCGUUUGGGACUCGCCCCCUGGAACUAGGGGAGGACCACAAAGAACUUGAAGCUGAGCUCAAGAAGAUGGCACCGCUGAAUGGCCGGACCGUUCUCAUCUGUCGCUCCCCCUGUGGAUGCCCUGCAGGAAGAAUGGAAGUCUGGGGGCCGAAGAAAGUACGUAGGAUCAAGAAGUAGGAAAGUAGGCAGGCGUGCCUCCUCUGUUGCUAGUUAUAAUGUUCUUUUAUAGGAAUAAACUAGAAAUACCCGACAGUGAGAUAGUACCUUAAUCCAUGUUUAAAUAAGUGCAUUUGGUAUACUCAGAGGGUUAGCACAUGUAGAAUUCUGAAUAACCAUAAUGCUAUUGAACUAGUUCUAUCUUAAUUCUAAUGUUACAAAGUUCAAGACAUCAUUUUUGAGUUA